UGGCGCGCUCGCGAGGAGCAGCCGCCGUCGGUGGCCGAGGGCUACGCCUCGCAGGACGUGUUCGGCGCUACCGAGACCAGCCUGUGGUACGACUUCCUGCCCGACCAGGCCGCGGGGCUGUGCGGAGGCAACGGACGGGCGCGACAAGCCACCCAGCGCCUGAGCGUCCUGCUGUGCGCCAACGCCGACGGCAGCGAGAAGCUGCCCCCGCUCGUGGCUGGCAAGUCGGCCAAGCCCCGUGCGGGCCAAGCCGGCCUGCCCUGCGACUACACCGCCAACUCCAAGGGUGGUGUCACCACUCAGGUCCUGGCCAAGUACUUGAAGGCCCUGGACGCCCGAAUGGCCGCCGAGUCUCGCCGGGUCCUGCUGCUGGCCGGCCGCUUGGCUGCGCAGUCCCUGGACACCUCGGGCCUGCGGCAUGUGCAGCUGGCCUUCUUCCCGCCGGGCACCGUGCAUCCGCUGGAGCGGGGAGUGGUCCAGCAGGUGAAGGGCCACUACCGCCAGGCUGUGCUGCUCAAGGCCAUGGCCGCGCUAGAGGGCCAGGAUCCCUCAGGCCUGCAACUGGGCCUCAUGGAGGCCCUGCACUUCGUGGCUGCCGCCUGGCAAGCAGUGGAGCCUUCGGACAUAGCCACCUGCUUUCGUGAGGCCGGCUUCGGGGGUGGCCCUAAUGCCACCAUCACCACUUCCCUCAAGAGCGAGGGGGAGGAAGAGGAGGAGGAAGACGAAGAGGAGGAGGAGGAAGAGGAGGAGGAGGGUGAAGGAGAGGAGGAGGAGGAAGGAGAGGAAGAAGAGGAGGAAGGGAGGGAAGGAGAGGAGUUAGGGGAGGAAGAGGAGGUGGAGGAGGAGGGCGAUGUUGAUGACAGUGAUGAAGAGGAGGAUGAAGAGGAGGAGGAGAGCUCCUCUGAGGGUUUGGAGGCCGAGGACUGGGCCCAGGGAGUAGUGGAGGCCAGUGGCAGCUUCGGGGGUUACGGUGCCCAGGAGGAGGCCCAGUACCCUACUCUCCAUUUCCUGGAAGGUGGGGAGGACUCUGAGUCAGACAGUGAGGAAGGGGAGGAAGAUGAGGAAGAGGAUGAUGACGAUGAAGAUGAUGACGAUGAGGAGGAGGAUGGUGAUGAGGUGCCUGUACCCAGCUUUGGGGAGGCCAUGGCGUACUUCGCCAUGGUCAAGAGGUACCUGACCUCCUUCCCCAUUGAUGACCGCGUGCAGAGCCACAUCCUCCACUUGGAACAUGAUCUGGUCCAUGUGACCAGGAAGAACCACGCCAGGCAGGCGGGAGUUCGGGGUCUUGGACAUCAAAGCUGAGUCACUGGGCCUAGCUGUGGCCCCCAACCCAGAUUGGCAGCGCCAGCCCAGGGCACAGGACUCUCUGGGCACCCGCUGUGCAUGGAGCCAGAGUGCGAGCCCCGGAUCCUUUAGUGAUGCUUCCCCUGGCCCUGUGACAGGCCCAGGGCUGAGAUUGGAGGUUUCCAAGAGGCCCUCCAGGGGAGUGACAAUGGGAGCUUCCCUUGUGGGCAGCUGUAGGCCCCAUGCCUCUCCACCCUCUCUGGCAGGGCCCAUCCUGGGCAGAGGGGCCUGGGGCUGGGCCCAGAGUCCAGCCAUCCAGCUGCUCCUUUCCCAGUUUGAAUUCAAUAAAUCUGUCCACUCCCCUUUUGUGGGGGUGAACAUUUUAACGGCCAA
Molecule: messenger RNA, 1677 nt
Organism: Carlito syrichta (Philippine tarsier)
Lineage: Eukaryota; Metazoa; Chordata; Mammalia; Primates; Tarsiidae
Gene: CENPB
Product: centromere protein B
Exons: 2
Coding region: 340-1302 (320 amino acids)
Cellular component (GO): chromosome, centromeric region
Molecular function (GO): DNA binding; chromatin binding
Source: RefSeq, a predicted model, not a curated record